Suncus etruscus (white-toothed pygmy shrew) is the source of this 2562-nucleotide messenger RNA. RefSeq names its product phospholipase A2 group IVE (gene PLA2G4E). The transcript is spliced from 20 exons. The coding region runs from base 1 to 2562 and encodes 853 amino acids. Gene Ontology annotation, biological process: glycerophospholipid catabolic process. Gene Ontology annotation, cellular component: cytosol. The record is from RefSeq and is a predicted model, not a curated record. Lineage: Eukaryota; Metazoa; Chordata; Mammalia; Eulipotyphla; Soricidae. Gene Ontology annotation, molecular function: calcium-dependent phospholipid binding; calcium ion binding.
AUGAGUGUCCAGGCCUCUGAAGACUGUGCUGGUCAGGAAGCUGGGGUGUUUGACCUAGAAAAUCUGCAAAGGUAUGAAGAAGAUGGCAGAUUGGACAGUGAGUUGGAGAAUUCACAGGACCUGGAAACUCCUGGAAUCCCAUCUCUACAUGCCAAGGCCCCUUGGGGCCCUCAGGAGCAGCAGUCUCCAUGCCACCUGCUGACGGUGCACAUCAUCCGCAUGAAGAAUGUGCGACAGGCUGAUAUUUUGAGCCAGACCGACUGCUUUGUGAGCCUCUGGCUGCCCACUGCCUCCCAACAGAGGCAGAGGACCAGAACCAUUUCCAACUGCCACAAUCCAGAGUGGAAUGAAACCUUUGGCUUCAAGAUUCAGGGACAAGUAAAGAAUGUCCUGGAACUAAGUGUGUGUGAUGAAGACUCAUUGUCACCAGAUGAUCACCUCCUGACGAUCCUGUAUGACAUCACCAAGCUCUGCUUCCGGAAAAAAACCCACGUCAAAUUCCCACUCAACCCAGAGGGCAUGGAAGAACUGGAAGUGGAGUUUCUGCUGGAGGAGAGCCCUGAUUCUCCGGAGACCAUCAUCACCAACAGCGUGCUGGUGUCUCGACAAGUCUCCCGCCUGGACGUUUGUGCAGAAUCCAGGAGGAGAAAAAAGCUGGGGAAAAGUAAAGACCUUCUGGUGACUGUAAAGGAAUCCUUCGAGCACACCCAACGCAUCUCAAACUGCCCCAACCCUGCCUGCUUCCACUAUCCCCAAUACUUCCAACCCCAUAUGCACGUGGAGCAACCCAAGCGCUCUUGGAGAUGUGAGCUCUGCUGCUGCGCGGUCAGGAAGGAUCCUGUCUGCCAGCCCCUCGGUGGCCUCUGUGACAAUGAGGUCAAGACCCUGCCUGUGAGUGACAACUGUAAAUUGCACAUGAAGUCUACAACCUGCCUUCCACCACUGGACGUGCGGCUGGGCUUUAGCUUAUGCCAGGCUGAAGAAGAGUUCCUGCAGAAGCGGGAUGCAGUGGUGGCCCAGGCGCUGAAAAAAGUGCUGCAGCUGGAGGAGGACCUGCAGGUCAAUGAGGUCCCACGUAUCGCCAUCAUGGCCACAGGGGGUGGCACCCGCUCCAUGUCUUCCAUGUAUGGCCACCUGCUUGCGCUGCAGAAACUGAACAUGAUUGACUGCUCCAGCUACAUCACCGGCCUGUCGGGGGCUACCUGGACCAUGGCCACCCUGUACCGUGAUCCUGACUGGUCCUCCAAAAACCUGGAGCUUGCCUUGCUGGAGGCACGAAGGCAUGUGGUCAAGGACAAGCUGCCAGCCCUAUACCCUGAACAGCUCUCCAUAAUGCGGGAGAAGCUCCAGCAACGCAGCCAGGAGGGCUACAAGGUCACCUUCACAGACUUCUGGGGUCAUCUCAUUGAGUCCUGUCUGGGAGAUGAGAGUGAAGACUGCAAAUUGUCGGACCAGCGGGCCGCUCUGAACCAGGGUCAGAACCCCCUCCCCAUCUACCUCACCAUCAACGUCAAGGAUGAUGUCAGCAAUCAGGACUUCAGAGAGUGGUGCGAGUUCACCCCCUAUGAGGUGGGAAUGCAGAAGUAUGGGGCCUACAUCCCAAGCGAGCUCUUCGGUUCUGAGUUCUACAUGGGACGGCUGAUGAGGAAGAUCCCAGAGUCCAAUAUAUGCUACAUGCUAGGUCUCUGGAGCAGUAUCUUCUCCUUGAACCUGCUUGAUGCCUGGAACCUGAGUCAAACCUCAGAGGAGUUCUUCCACAGGUGGACACGGGACCAUGUGCACGACAUUGAGGACGAGCCAAUCCUGCCUGAAGUCCCCAAAUGUAAUCCUAAUGUCCUAGACACCACAGUAGUGGUCCCAGCCACAUGGCUGUCUGACACUUUCCGCAGCAUCCUCACCAAGCGAAUUUUUGUGUCUGAGUUCCACAACUUCCUGCUAGGGCUGCAGCUACACAAAGACUACCUCCAUAACAGCCAGUUCUCCAAGUGGAGAGACACAAUGCUGGAUGGAUUCCCAAAUCAGCUGACUCCAUCUGCAAAACACCUGUGCCUGCUGGACACUGCAUUCUUCGUCAACUCCAGCUACCCACCCCUCCUCAGGCCCGAGAGAAAGAUUGACCUCAUCAUUCACCUCAACUACUGCGCAGGCACCCAGACAAAGCCCAUGCAGCAGACAUGCGAGUACUGUUCAACACAGAAGAUCCCAUUUCCUAAGUACACGCUGCAGGGCGAGGAGGACCACCUGAAGGAAUGCUACCUCAUGAAGGACUCUGAAGAUCCACAUGCCCCCAUUGUCGUCUUCUUCCCACUCAUCUGUGACACCUUCCAAAAGUACAAGGCACCUGGUGUGGAACGGAGCCCUGAGGAGCUGGAACAGGGCCAGGUGGACAUCUAUGGCAGACACACACCCUAUGCCACCAAGGAGCUGACGUACACAGAAGCAAACUUUGACAAGCUGGUGAAGCUCUGUGAGUACAACAUCCUGAACAACAAGGACACGCUCUUGCAGGCUAUGCGUCUGGCCGUGGAGAAGAAGCAGCUGAAUAACCAGUGUCCCCCUUAA